This is a messenger RNA of Rhopalosiphum padi (bird cherry-oat aphid), 13586 nucleotides long. It is a transcript of the gene unc80, whose product is annotated as protein unc-80 homolog. Bases 616 to 10557 code for a protein of 3313 amino acids. Gene Ontology annotation, biological process: monoatomic cation homeostasis. Lineage: Eukaryota; Metazoa; Arthropoda; Insecta; Hemiptera; Aphididae. Gene Ontology annotation, molecular function: monoatomic cation channel activity. Gene Ontology annotation, cellular component: axon; cation channel complex. The record is from RefSeq and is a predicted model, not a curated record. The transcript is spliced from 61 exons.
CGCAACGCAACGGCCGCGGUUCCAGUCGUCGUCGCCGAGCGGUUAUCGAUCGCCACGGCCGCGCUCCGGUUAUAUAUUAUUAUAUUAUUAUAUAUAUUAUAAUAAUAUCGUUUAAAUAUAUUAAACGCGACGUCGCGACCGCGUAACGCAGCACAACCGCCGCCGCGGCUCCGGUCGUUUCAUUAUCAUAUUGCGGUCAUUUGAAUUCAUACGGCCGCACGAUACCGGCACGUGUGACCACCGCCCGUCCCGAAGAUGCGUCGCGAUCUCGCCGUCCCGUCGGUCCGCGAACCCGCGGCACAUUGAGCCGUCUGGCGGGCGAUGCGCGAACGACGCACCGCCGCCGCCAAGACAAUCAGCCGCACAUCGCAGAGACGCCGACGACCAAGACGGCGGCUAGGACCGCGGGUACGACGACGACGACGGCGACGACGACGACGAACACUGAUUUCGAUCGCGUAAUCUUAUAGAUCAUCGUCAUCGUCAUCAUCAUCAUCAUCAUCAUCAUCAUCACUGUCAUCAUCAUCACUGUCAUAUUCAUCUUCACGAUAUCCAUCACCGCCGUUGCUUGUGUUCGUUUUUCUUAUAUUAUUUUUGUUACCAUAACUCGCAAUCAUGGAAAACAAUCCGUUGAAUUGGAACGACUUGACCACGGCCAACGAUCUGCCCGUCCCGAUAAAUCUCCAAAAUUUCUUUUGGGGCUUGACCAGUGCAUUUAUUCGACCUAAAGUUGGUAAACUACAUGAGAAUUCGUGUUUGUUUUGUCAACAUACUGCCGGACACCACGAGAUGAAAGAAGCAUGCAAGACUUUUGAACGGUUAUUAGUACUAGACUCUCAAAUUGACUUGCCGCAAAAACUUAAAGACGAAAUUAAAUUAUUACCUAGAUGGAAUAUUAUUCAAGCUUCAUUUCCACACAUAAUACAUUCUACAGCAGCUAUUCUUCAAAACAGAAAAGGAACAAACAUACAAUACAUUGGGCCGAUAGAAUCAAAACUAUUACUUAUUCUGCAUUGGAUAAUUCAAGACGCGCCUGAUGAAUGUGCGGAUUCUGAUUACGAAAAAGGGACGUUUCAAACUUUACCACAUUAUUACCUUUUUAAUAUUCCUACUAUGACAUUAUUCAUUUAUUUGAUUGCACCUCUAAUAAAUCAAGUUAAAGAAUCAGAUUUGAUAACUAAUGGGUUAGAAAGUGGAUUGAAAAUGUGGCAAGCAUUUUGGGACAAUCGCACACCUAACAUUGCAAGUUUUUCGGCACAUUGUAAGCCAAAACCUAAAUCUCUAUGGUAUAAUCUUAAACGACUGUCCCAAGAAAAACUAAGGAAUCAAGAAUAUAACAGUCGCACAAUAUCAGCAUCUGUUAGCUCACCUCAUAAUAUAAAUCAUAACGAGUAUUGUCAGAGUAAAUCACUAGAUGAUGAGAUAUGGAUAACAUCACCAAAAGAGAAAUGUUUUCCAGAAACUAUACCUGAAGAAAGUUCAAGUACGGAAGACGAACAAGUCGUGAUUUUUCACAUACCUCCAUAUGAAGAAUAUAUCAAUAAUGCAGACAAUUUACAAAAUAAUUACCAAGGUAAACCAAGUAUAUUUCAACUGCCAGUUGGCAAGUCAGACUCAAUUUAUACUUAUGAAGAUUUGGCAGCAAUAACUUUACCUGAGAUGAAGCAAUUACAAAAAAAGAUGAGAAUAGGAAAUUCAAAAAAAAAAAUGACAGGUUCAAGCAGUUACAAAAGUUCAAGUUUCUUAACAGAAGAAUCUGUUUCUAUUGAUUUGAAUGCUGCCACGUUUUUAGAUGUUGCCGUAUUAAGAUGUUUAUUUGUUCCUCAAUGGUGCGAAGAAGGUGUUUACUGGUCUCUUCAAUUUUUAUACCAUAGAUUACAGAGUAUCAAUGAAAAUAUAAAAAUUAAACAAGAACCUCGAAGACGCAGUAAUUCAUUGCCAAUACCUAAAAUUGAGGUAUCAUUUCAUCAUGAACCAGAUUUUCGAGGAAGAAUUGUAAAACCGAAUUAUUCGAACAUAUUUGACGCAGGCGAUAAUUCACCUGAAAUGAUCAAAGAUAGAAAAAGAACAUUUUUUGAAGAUCGAGAUGUAACGAACCUUCAUUCAAGGCAUGCCAGUGAACGAAUAAAGAAAAAGAAAAAAAUUGUGGACUUGAAAGCAUUUGCAGUGGGACGUAAACUUUUGUCAAAAUCAGAAAAAAAUUUACAAAAAAUAGAUUACAUAAAUGACGUGAUGAUGCUAGAGCCAUGUCAUGAUGGCUAUGCAAAUGAAGAAUUACCAAACCCUUUAAUUAAAAAAUUAGAGUUUUUGUUUCAAAACAAUAAAACUGGUUUUCUUAAUAGAGGAAAGAGUCUUCCAAGUCUUAGAGUUAAUGAUAUAAAACACGUGAAAAGUUUCCUAAAUCCAAUUAUUACUAUAACGGAACACUCUGGUAUAACUUCCCCAGAUAUAAAUUACUACAAGGCAAAAUUCUUUGACGAGUUUCCAUUUGACAACGUAUUUCCACAAGGACAAAAACUAUCUAAAGAAUUUCGUCAGUCGAAUUUAACAAGAUCUCAAACUGAUUCGAAUAUAACAUAUAUUAGCGAAGAAGUAGCAGAAGUUCCAGGCUCAUUAAAUUACAUAACAAAAGAUGGGGAUGUUGAUUUUGAAGUUGUGUUAAGGGCCAUCCAUUUUUCAGUGUAUCAAGUAAACACUUGUAAAACAUUUAGAGUAUGUGAAGUUGUUAUUAAUUUACUGGAAUUACUGUUGGACCUGGGAAUAUUAAAUCAAUCAUGGCAUGGAGAUGUUGCUAAAGUUCCCAAUACUAGUUUACAUAAUAUUAGUCCCGAAUACUUGGUGCAUUUAUCAUACAGUAAACCAAUGUCAGCACAUGCACUUGCCAUGAGCUCCAUUAUAAAAAUAAUACAAAAUUUAGGAUGUCCUCAUAGUUGUGGAGAAGGACAUAGAGGACCUCCUGCAAAUUUUGUACGGACCCAAUGUCAAUGUUUGCUAAAUCGACUAAAACAAUAUGACAAACGUCAAUUUUCAAACUAUUUGAGACAUUUUGUUAAAAACAACUCACUUACUUUUAUAAUAAAUUUUAUUCAUUCAUACAUUGGAUUCUGUACUGAACCAAUGCAAAUACUCUCACCCAUGUACAACAAAAGGAAAUCUCUUGAUACGAUAUCCCAGAUGAGUGGAUCUCCAUCGGGAUAUGGACCAUCGAUAUGUAGUAAAGGAAAUGAAUAUCAUGUUAUAAGUGUUAUAUUUAGAAGUCUUAUUACUAGAGUUGUUAUGUCAUAUAAAGAACUAAAACAUCCUGAAAAUACUGAUAUUUAUAAUACUUUAAGAUUUUUAAUCGGUUACGUCAAAGACACUCAUUCAUCAAUAUUUAGACGCGUGAUGUUAAGUGGAUUACUAGAUACAGCUAAUAGAAACAAUGAAAAGCAUUGCAAUAUUCAAACUACACGUGUAAUUAGGCACAUACCUAUUCAUGAUCACGAUGAGCAUUCAAAAUCUAUAACGGAACCAUUUGUACUGGAUAGAACAAAUAGAAAGCUUUUAUUUAAAAAAAGAAAUACAAUAGCUAGUUAUUCAAAUGCUUUUGAAAACCAAAUUAGCGAUGAUAUUAGGAAUCAAAUGUCAUCAGUUAGUCUGAAGAGAAGAAAAAAUCCAAUGCUAGUUUCUAAACCCAGUGAAGGAAGUAUGCAAUGUUCUAAAAAAUCAUAUACAAAUCGUUUACAAAUCAAAGAAAUAGUUAAUUGGAUUAGUUCAAAGUCAAGUGUGCACGAAUGCCGUACGAGACCGCAGGGUUUAAGUUCUUCUUAUGACUCAUCUUCGGAUGUAGGCUCAUUAGUACGACAAGCAGCAAAUUUACAUCAAUCAUAUUGCAGAGGUUCUAAAAAGAGUAGAACUGGAAUGUCUCAAACGUUCAAGAAAACUAAAAAGCGAAUGGGCCACCAUUUAAAUAAGUAUGUUUUUCGAAAAGGAAGAAAAAAGGAUAAGAGUACUGAAGAUUCUCAAGGAAGCUAUUUAAGUCGCCGAGAUUCUUUAGAUGAUGGGGAUCACCCUCAUCAAUCAGAAUUUGUCGUUUUAAAGGAAAGAAAAUUAGUACAAAUUAAACAGCUAAGAGCGGGAAUUCAGCGGUUUUCAAUAAUGAUGGAAAUGUGUGGACCAGGUUCUGUCCCAGAUGCAAAUUUCAUAUCUGCAGCAUUUGAUUUGCCAAAUACACCAGUUUUGGCAAGAGCAGUUUUUCUUUUGGAAUGUUGUCAUUUUGUACAUGGUUGUAAUAAAGGUCAAUGGUCUACUUGGAUACGAAUGGUGAGACCUUCUGGUUUAAAUUUUAAACAAUCAGUAAUUUCUGGAGCCAAGAAGUCCGUUGUCGUUCAACAUAAUGCUGGAAAACUUUUUCGCCAAUGGGGAGAAAUUAUUGCUGCACGUUUAGAUGAAAUGAUUUCUGAGGAUAAAAAACAAUUGCCUCACGUUUUAUCGUGUAUUGCUGACGAAGCUAAUCAACGAGAGUUACAAAAUGAAGACGAAGAAGAAGAUUUUUUGGAUGAAACAUCUGGAAUUUCUCGGAUGUUCAGUUGUCCAAUGGUCCUUCGGUUAAUUGCAUGUAUGUUAUUUUUGGAAAUAACUUCCUAUCUACGGGAGACAUAUAGAAGUUUACCAAAAACUCGACCAUCAAAUCCUUACACAACAUUACCGGUCACAUCAAAUGCCUGGGAAAGGGAAAGGCAAUCUCAUAGUAGAGAAGGACGACGAUGGUCGAUGGCUUUAUCGUCGAUGGGCCAUUCACAAGCUUCUGCUCAAAGUUUACAAUCGAUUUCUGGUGAAAAGGAUCAAGAGAUGGAGAAAAGUGGAAAUGAGCUUUUACAGAGUCAUUUAAAACCAGAAGAGGAAGUUAGUCGAAAAAGUAGCGUCAUUGUUGCUACAAAUGUGUUGACCAAACUUCGCAGACACGCUAAACUAAUUAAAGAAAAGCGCGCUCCCGUUGACAAAGGUAAAACUUGUCUGAAGCGAAAUGAUUGUGAAUCUGGACAGUCAAAUGAAAAUUCUAAUUCAAAUGUUCAUUUUAAUCAGUGGGACGAAACGAGUUCAGCGAACACAGAUGAUAAAAGAAAUAAGGGGGCAGGUCAAUCUACUGUUCAUCCUUUGUCACAAAGAAAGAGCAUGGCGGGAUCAAUUAAGCGAUAUAGUUUGAAAUUACGAAGAAAUACUAAAGAAGGAAUAAAAGAAAUUAUGUCUUCCGAUGGAGAUUAUCGGAGCGAUACGUCAGACGGUUGUGCUGCAGUAAUACCUGGUGAAAUUAGCGGAGAAGAUGAAUCGGGAGCCAUGAUGAGUGAUGAUCAUGCGCCAACUAGCCCAUGUGAAAGUAAUGAAACUGACGAUACGACAUAUUUUAUGCCAUGGUUAAAAACUGUAAUUCAAAUAAAUAAGUCAUUUGACCAUAGUUGCACUCAUCAGUCAUUUUGUCAUCCAUUCUGUUAUAAAAGACAGAUGCGAUCUUGUUCAAGACUUAUUAAAGCUAUCAGAAAGUUAUAUGGUGAAGAAUUUGGUUUAAUGGCUUCCCUAGAAGGCAGUGGGGAUUUUGAAGAAUUUGGCAUGAUAACAAAAAUUGACGCUAAAAAAAAUUUUCAACUAUCAAGCUGUCAAUCUUCUCCAAACAAACGAAAAGAUAGUCUUGGAAAAAUAGAAAAUUCUAAUUUACUUUAUAAUCUCGGAGAAAGUAUGUCAAGCAAUAAAAAAAUGCUGUUAAAAUCUGAUUCUAAGGUUCAUGAAAAAAAUGAUAGUAAAAACACCAAUGAAGAUAAGAAUGAUCCUCCAAUAAUUUUGAAAUACAUAAAAAAUCAAGUACACGACAUUUUUCAUUGUUCAAUGGCCUUAUUGAUAAAAGCAGCUGUUGUAUUAACGGAGGAACAAGUUCUGGAUAUUUUACCAAUUGCAUGGGAAUUUUUACUAGACCCCAACCAAGAAUUGGUGGCGUCUUCUUCAACUUUGUUCAUUAUAGCAGCGUUUAAAGCUCCUCAAAAAUGCAUUGAACUAAUUAGCAGCAGUUUAACUAAUAAAGAUCCUAUAAUUAGAGCCAAUGCAAUUUUAAAAUUUCAUAUUUUAUGGAAAAACCGAUUUCAACCAUGGCCUCGAAUGGAAGAAGGAGCACAUAAUUCAUUCAGAAUACCUCCACCAGGAAUUGAAUUUACUUUAACUUCACCUAAAAUUGGAAUAGAAUGUUUACCUAUCGUUGAUCCUCCUUGGAUGCCUCAAGUGGAAACCAAAGUAGAAGAAGUGACAAUUGGUCAGGAUACACAUCGAUCAUUAGUAACAGCGACUAAAACACGUAAAAAACAGCAAACAGAACUUAUUAAAUUGGCUUUAGAAGCUAAGGAAGAUCAAAGAAGAAACGAACGAGAAAGUUUUCUCAUCACAGCCAUUCCUAUUAACAGUCAAGCGGCACACGAGUCAAGCAUGCACCAUGGUUUAUCUGACCCAGAAUAUGAAGAAGGCGUCGAAGUCGAUGAACAUGAAAACCAAUUACGUGUUGUGGCACAUCAUUUAGUUCAAUCUGUAACUGUGUUAUUUCCAUCUGCUCUUUGUUCUGCAGUUAUCGAUAUCAUAACGUUAUUAAAUGAUCCCGCCGUUACAGCAGAUGGUAAUUCAGUUUGUGAAACAGCUUAUCAGGUCAUAUGGGACUGUCUGGUUGAAGACUGUAAUCUAUUUUUACGUUUCGUGUUGGAAAGACUAACCAGGGACAAUCAAGAAAAAAUGUUUAAGUUGUUACGUCAUUUAAUACGAUUUGUACCAAAACUACCCCACCAAGCUGCGUUUAUUUUGUAUAAUUAUAUAAUUGGGUAUGUUAUGUUUUAUGUGAGAUCACCACAUGAAGAAGGCCAAAUUAUGAUUGGUUCGGCUUUAUCUAUUUUAUGGAUGGUUGUCCAUAGUGUGCAUGGUAUAAUGUUCAAAGACUUAAAACAAAUACUACGAAAAGAACAAUGUGAUGGUUCAAUAUUACUUACAGCUAAUGUUCCUUCUACAAAGAAAGUUGUAGUGCACGGUCCUCAAGAACAAAUGUCUGGAGGUAUACCAUCACAAUUUCCUGUGCAAGAAGAUACACAAUUUUUCCAAAUUUUAAAAGAAUCCUUAGAUUUUUUCGGUAUACCCGAAGAACGACACAGAGAGUUUUUCCUUGUUAAUAUUAAAACACGUCAAAUUCAUAAUCCUACUUCUUAUGUAAGGGAUUAUUAUUUUUUCAAGAGAUCACAAUAUCCUCAGCUAGAAUUAAUCCAAAUGGAUCUUACUGAAGCCUUCAAUCAGUUACAAAGUCAGGAGCUUAUACACAAAUUUAUUGAAAUAGGAAAAGUACUUCUCACUUGGGCGAUUUUAAAAAAUGUUGAUAUGGUCGUACAAAGAGUGGUAUUUUUACACGAGGAAUUAAUUAAACUUCCUUCAUUUCCUAGAAAAGCAUUAGACGCAGAUCUCGAUUUAUACCAAGGUGGUAACAUGGGAAAGGAAUUAUUAGGAUUGGAUUUAUUACACAAGUUUAUUUGGGUUCGAUUACUUGCCCGGAUGUUUGAAGCAAUGGCUGGAAACUUUGCUUAUUCGGGUGAUAUCCACUUGUUUUUGAACGUAUUGAACGGAGCGGUUACAUUGCACAGCGAAGAUUCUUGCGUAUUACGUUAUGUAAUGGCUACGUAUAUAAACGCCGCUCGCAACUUCAAAAAUAUAUUUUCAAGCAACGGGUAUCUAUUGAUUAUUCCCACACUACUCCAACUAUACGCAAGUCACCAUACAAAUAAAAUUGUUACUCGAUCAAUUGAAUAUACUAUUAAGCAGUUUUACUUGAUGAAUCGUAAACCAUUCAUAUUACAAAUGUUUGGCAGUGCAUCUAGUAUACUAGACUUAGACGAUGCAACAAAUGUUGAGGAUUCAAGUCGCGUUGAAGCUAAUUACUUUUUCAAAUUGAUAUUGAGCUUGGAAACUGCAUCUCCCGAUCCUAUUCAUAUUAGUGAAUUGAUAAAAGAAGAAAAGCCGUUACAAGCGGUUGACUUUUGUUAUCAAGACGAAGAUGAUACUAUCACAAUACAGGAUUGUAUAUCUUUAUGCGUAAUGGUUAUAGCAUUUUCACCUGAAACGCUACGCUCAUAUCAAAUGCUCCUUAUUUUGGAAGCCAUUUUACCAUGUUAUUUGAAACACAUUCAGCAACCAAUGUACCGAGAUAUCGAAAGAGACGUAAUCAAUCAAUUAAUAAUUUCUAUAAAAACAUUAAUUAAUAACAGUGAAGCACUAUCAAAACAUUACAACGGUCCACAAAAAACUAGCCAGGAACCAAAAGAUUCUAGUCAAAGAAAUUGUAGUAAAGGACUAUGUUCUCCAACUGGUGGUGAAACAAAAGAUCUGGAAUCGAAUUCAAAAAUGUUUAGUGAGCGUAAAAUUCAUAAAUCUCCAUUCGAUAGAGAGUUUUUGGAAUUCGAGAUGCAAGUUGAGGAAAAAUAUGCGGCUUUAAGAAACGAAUUUCGUCGAACUAGAGAUGUCUUGUUGUCAGUUGUCACAGAUUUUGUGGUUAUAUGCCAUGCCAGACUUACUGAAUUAAGUCGAAAGUAUCCUCAAGAAGGGAAACCUUUUGAGAUUUUAGACACACGAAUGCAAAUCAGGUUAGGUGAAGUGGCUCAUAGCUUAUUGAAAGUAUCGCCUUAUGACCCAGAAACUAUGUCGUGUAAAGGACUACUUAAGUACAUGACAAAUAUUUUGCCAAUAGUUGAUUGGGCAGCCGAAGCUUUACGUCCAACUCUCUUAGGAAUUCUUAGGAGACUUGAUAAAACAUUUAAUAAAAUUUACAAAAAGCCAUCUAUCAGAAGAUACACUGAUUGGUAUGCUGCAGGGGAAUUAAUAAAAGGUGUUUAUGAAAUACUGUCGGAACAUCCAUUUAUCGUACAUAUUCCACAUUUCAAAGCUUUAAUUUCCACUUGCCAAGGUAUCAUAGUUGGCGAUUCAGGGACUACGGCUACUGCGGCAGUUGAUAAUUUCCAACAAUCUAUUAUACCAGUGGAAACACCUCCUCCGCAUUUUUGUGCCAUUGUCAUACGUCUAUUGGCAUUACAUAUUUUGGCAAUAGGGGAUAAUUAUACACUGGAACAAUCAGUUGGAGGAAUGAUGAACAUAAUGUCAUCGCAAGUUAAAACCGAAAGCUUUCUAAUGAAUCUAUUUUUACCACUCUGUUUCAGAGUAGGUAUAGGAAAGAAAGAUAUGCAUUGUAUGAGACCAUGUGAUAUCAAAUUUAUGCUCUCGGUCGUCUUAAAUUCAAUGAGCCCACCUGUAAAAACAACGUGUCUGACAUUUGUGCAGCUUACAAACGUAAAACAAACGUCUGAUUUGCGGACAAACUCGUAUACAUUCAACAGAGAUUCAAAACCAGCUCCAACAGUUUCUAAAUCAUUUUUCAAAGUUUUAUUUUUAGCUCUGAAAAUAAUGCUCGUGUGUUUCGAAUGUGAGUUGGCUUUGCAAUAUCAACGUAUAGCGCAUACUGUGAAGGAACUUAUGAACGUGCAAGACGCCAGAGCAUCCAUUUGGUCUUUUAUUGAGUUUAUCAUUGUUAACCGAUCACCUCUCUUUAUUCUUCUUCAGCCUUUCAUUUUGCAAAGAUUGGGAUUAAUAAACGCGACCGAACAAGAAACAACAUCACACAAUUUGCUUAAAGAAAAACUUACAGAGUAUACUGCCAUUACACCGUUAUGUAGAAGUUCUCUUCUUGUUGAAUUAAUGAAUGAAAUGACUGAGCUCAAACAAGAAUUAGAUGAUCGAUUAGAUGAGCAACGAACCAGAUCUAAUAAUGGUUUGCGAAAUUCGUGUGAAACUCAACACCGACCAUCUAUUAUAAAUUUGCUGCCCGGAAACUCAAACCCCUCGUACAGUGUAUGUACCAUAAAUACACACAGAGAAUCAAUAUCUAGUGUACGCAGUAACUUGAGUAGCCAAGAAAGUUCCAUCAAGAAUUUGGGAAGUAUGCAAAGAGAUUAUAAAAAUACAGAUGGAGACCAAACCGAUAUCAAACACAACGAACCCCGUUUACAACGUUCAAGAGCACAGAGUCGAAAAAUUUUUAGAUUUCGUCAAAGUCGUCGUAUGGAGGUGAUCCAGCAGGGCGUCAAGUCGCAGCAACAGCAGACUUACGACGACAUGGAAAAGGUGCAGAUAAUGCCCAGCAACUGCAUAUGUGAGUGCCUGAGCACGAGAACGAUGCCCAUGGACGAAGGCCGGACUUCGAUACCCAAACCCGAUAUGAUAUGGGAGGAGGAUAGCCACAGCGCGCCGUCGCGGACGUCCAGCACGUCGGGUUAUCGCGAGAACUGCAGCCUGCUGAUGAUGCCGAUGGGCAGCUCCGACGAGCGGUCGUCAUCGCCGGUCCACUUGCACCACCACCACAACUGUCUAACCGCCAGCUGCUCUACCAUAAUGCCGGCUGACAGCCCUGGCUCAGUGGCGACCGCUGCGGGAUGCAGCGACCGAGAGAUGAGUGGCAACGACGACGUCGGCAGUCAGCAGACGAUCGUCACGUACGAACACGAGGACACGCUACUCUGAGUCACCGACGACGAACACUUUUUACAACUGCGGUGACGACCGCGACGGUGAUUUUAUUAUAUUCCAAAUGUGCCUGUUUGUAUAAUAUAUAAAAUAGUCGUAGACUUAUACUGAUUAUCAUAUUAUAGUAAAAUACUUGCCAAAACUAAAUAUUCGUGAGGCCUGCAAUCGGUAUGGUUGCUAACUGAGGAAGCGAUUACCGUACGAAACUACACUAUGAUAAUUCACCUCGACUACUUAGAAUAUUCAAUUAAAAAAACGUAGCCGAUUUCAUUAUCUUUUUCUAUAUUAUCUAUGCAUAUACAUAUUAAGUAUAAGUCUAUGAUUUAAAUACGCCCAAGCAUUGGUGGUUAAGUUUAAAAUAAUAUUAUAACAUUUUAUAUAGUACGGAAAAUGAACAAGUUUUUACAAAAGUCACAUUUUACUUUUUAACUUUUUCAGUCUCAUCUAAAAUUUAAAAAGUGAAGUGUAUCGCAGCUCGCAGGAUACUCUUUAGCCAUGACUGUGUAGGUAACAGCGUAUGACGAUAAACAAUUAUUAUUUUAUACUGUUACGUAUUAAACUAUAUUAUUAUACAUCGUAUCAUAAUUCAUAGUCACAAAGGUCAAAGAAUAUCUUUGGGGGCAUAGUGUUAAGAAAGAAUAUUAUUUAAUUUUGGUUAUAUAUUACGGUAUAAUAUUAGUAGUGUUUUUUCAUAUUUUUGUAAAGGAUAAAAUUGUAACCUUAAAAAAAAAUAUCGUUUAUUGUCCUAAUUGUAAUUUUCUUAUAUUUAUAUUUACGUAUUGUAGGGGGUAAGUUCCUCCUGUUUGUUAAAAAUGUAUCAUAAACAAUAUAAAUUUUGAUAAUUUUUAACAGUCAUCAGUAAUAAAUAAUUAUCUAUUACUUUAUGAAAGUAAAGAUUAUACAAUAAUAGGUAGUUUAUAUAAAACUUAUGUAUAUUAUAUUAAUAAUUUAAAUUUAACUAGGUAAAUACUAGGCCUAUAUAUCUAUAUUAUUUAAUAAAUUAAAAAAAAAAACUAAUAAAUAUGAUAAAUAAUCGCAUAAUAUCAAUUAAAUUCCAUUUGGAAGUUGGACCGAUCUCAUAAAAAAUUGAUCUACCAGAAUGAUUUCCCCCCCGUCAAAAAAAAAAAAAAAAUAAUAAUAAUAAAAAAAAAUGUUAUAACAUAGAUAUAGUCAUUCGUUAACUAUUAUAAGUAUAGUUAGGUAAACGGAUAAUUAUAGGGCUUGAAACUGAUAUUGAAAAGCUUCAAAAAAACCGAACUCGUCAAAAAUUGGCAAUAUUGAUAUAAUAUUGUUACAAAAUAUGGUGUCAAGCCCUGGUCUCUUGUACAUGAUUCGAGAGUUAAAUAAUUACGAUAUUGUUUUAUGGAACGUCGUUAUACUACUCCGAUCUAAACUAACGUAGUUUGCGAGUGUGUAGAGUCGUUACAAUUGUUUUUUUUCAUUUUUAAAUUAAACCUGUGAUUCAUAAUAAAUUAUUUAAUAAAAUCGUCACGUAUUUUAUAGUGUUGAAUUCCGGCCAUAACGAUAUUGAUUCCGAUUGAAAUAAGUUAUAUAUAUAUAUAUAUAUUUAUAUUGCGCUCAGAUUGUCGUACUUAUUUUUUUAUACCAUUUGCGUUCGCCUAUGAUAUCGGCUGGUCGUCGCACAGCUUUUUGAACUGUCACGGAGUUUGUUAUUUCCAAUUUACUUACGGCUGUCGACCGCUGAACAUUUGGUUCAACGCUCUUUAUUAUAUCAUGUGAUGAAAAAAACUUAUGGGUUUCUAUUUGUUAUUAAAAAAUAUAUAUCUACAUUAACUGCACGUGUGCACCGUGCGCAUGCUCGAGGGUUAUGAAAACAUUUGUGCGAUUACAUUAUAUUUAUUACCUAUUAUUCUAAUGAUUCGAUGAGAUACGUAUAGGCGCAUACCCGCACAAGUACACCGCCACGUUGUGAAAAGGAACAUUUCCAAAGGACAAUGCGAAUAAACAUUGUCUGUGAAUAUUUAUAAAGUACACGGUUAAUCGUCACUAAUCAAUUAAAUAAAAUAGCACUAAUAUAUUAUAGAUAAGUUAGGUUUAAUACUCGAAUACGAACAUUUUUAGUGCCUAUUACUAAUAAUUUAUUACAUUAUUAUCUUAAUACGUAGCAAAGAAUAGUCAAUUUUAAAAUAGGUAGCCGUCCAGGCCUUUAUUAUGACCAAAAUUCUACAUACCUACCUAAUAAUAAAUUUAAUUUAGUUAUUUCUUAUUAUACUCAGUUCUGUGAUAAGAAUCAAGUAAUGAGCUUUGGGUUAUCAUUAGCAUAAUUUGGAUACAGGUUUUUACAUAGCUAUUAGGGGUCUAUAACUACGUAUACAUCAUGUAUAAGGAAACUCAUUGGCAAUAUGUUUCGAUUUUAGUAGAUAUUGUAUAAUAUUAAGUUUGGUAAGCGAAACUAUAAUAUUUUCCAAUUUAUAAAUUGUAAUGUUACUUCUAUGAAAUAAUAUUAUAAAUAGCGUUAAUUCUAUGUUAAAAUUGUAAAUGUUUUUUUUUUUAGUGCCAAACAAUAAAAAUAAAAAAAUAAAUUUUUAUUGGUAUGUAACAAAUUUAUGAAUUAUAUUAUUAAUUAACUACCACGCAUAAUACAUAAUAUUAUAAGACUAAGUAUAUUGUAAUAUUGCAUAAUAUGUAAAGUUUAUAAAAAAAAAAUCAAAGGGGUUAUGAUUGAUGAGUCUAUAUAGGUACUCUAUAUCAAUCUCCAUAUAAUCUGAAACUCCGUUUUGUACAUAUACAUGUCCAUACAACAUGUAUAGGUACAGUCGUAAACACAAUGUUCUAAUACCUGAAUUAAAAUUAUUAUGUUUAGGGAACUAUAUAUUCUAUUAUAUUUAACGCACUUGUAAUAUUAGUUGUUACCUGUUUAUUAUGUGUUAUUUUUUAGCUAUGAAUGAUAACGUAUUCAAUUAAUAAAUUAGAGCUAACACAAUUUGGUUGUACUAACUAUUUAGUUGAAUUAUAUUAUGUAAUCGUAACUAAUUAUUAAAUAAACUAUACAACAUAUUCUAGUA